Adineta ricciae is the source of this 2673-nucleotide messenger RNA. The record is from the annotation of a GenBank genome assembly. Lineage: Eukaryota; Metazoa; Rotifera; Eurotatoria; Adinetida; Adinetidae.
AUGAUUGUGUGCAUUAUUUCGCAAAAAUUCAGCAUUUUAGCAAUAUUCAUUAUCAGUUUAUUGUUAUCCUGUAUAACACCGACCGACCCAGUUCGUGAAAAUCUUGCUGCCAGUCGGCUCGAUGAAGAUAAUCAGACCGCCACCACUAAACAUUCUUCGCAAUUAAUAGAUGAUGUCUCCUCAGAUUCGAAUCCUGAAACACUGCAGGCUGAAAGUGUAACAGUAAUUGAAACGGAUCCCCUUGCAUUAUCGACAGAAAACCCACCUACUGAAACGUUAUCUUCGACAGCAACUUCGUUCAUUGUCAAUAACCAAACAACUGAUGAUCAACAACAACAACAACAACAACCAUCAAGCACUUCUUCGACGAAAAAGAAUCUUUCCAGUAUUAAUUCAUUUGAAGAAUGGAAACAACAACAGCUCCAUGCUGACUUACAAAAAACGGGUCGAACUUCUAGUCAGAACAGUGUGGCAUCAGAAAUACCAACAACAAGUUCGCCGAAAGGAACUUCUUCGUCCAGUAAUGUCCAACAGAUCGCAUCCACGACUGGUCUGUCCAAAAAAGGAAAAUUACGUAAGAAUUUCGCUAGUGGUUCUUGUGGCGCAAAAAUUCUUGCACACAAUGUCGAAGCACAAAAUACACCAUCGAUUCUAUCCUCCUCUCCUGAUGAAUAUAUGCUGAAUCCAUGCAAUGCAAAAAUUUGGUUCGUCAUUGAACUAUGUGAAUCAAUUCGUAUUCUUAAUAUUGAAAUCGCCAAUUUUGAAUUAUUUUCCAGUGUACCGAAAACAUUUCGAGUUUCAGCAUCGGAUAGAUAUCCGACGAAAGAUUGGCACCGUCAUCAUUUGGGCACGUUCAAUGCAUCGCACAAUAGAACGAUACAAAGUUUCCAAGCGGCAGCAUCGACAACUUAUUUGAAAUAUGUGAAAUUUGAACUCUUAGAUUUUCACGGUCAUGAACAUUACUGUCCGUUGAGCGUUGUACGUGUUCAUGGCUCGAAUGUUGAGGAUGAAAUCAUGACCAUGGAAGAAAAUACGAAUCUAGUUGAAUCGAAAAGAUCUAUUAAUAUUCGAGAUGGAAUUGAAAAUGGUGAUGACGAUGACGAUGGCGACGAUGAUAAUGUCGAUGUGUCCAAUGAUCAACAAGUCGGUGGAAUUAUCGGCUCAGCAAUACUUGACUUAGCAAAACGAGUUUUUCGUCGAUCAGUCACAAGAGAUACUCUGUCAACGACAUCUCUUCCUACAACAUUGGACAAUACGAUCAAACCUGAUUGUCGUCGAACAGAUUUGAAUGAUUCAUUAGUAAACGAUAGCAUUCGAUCGUGGCGACAGAGUGAUAUAUUCAAACAAUGUAUUGCUGAAUUUCUAAUGGGUUUAUGGUCAGAGUUUGAUACAUGUGCACUUUAUUUAUCUCAAAUCUGCUUCAAAUUAAACCAUUGUUGUCAGUGUUCGUUAAUGCGAACAGAUAUCUCCAAUGAUUUGAUGAGGACGAAGAACAAGGGACAAAUGUCAACAUUAAACUUAUAUAUCAACCCAUGUGGUUACUAUCACGUGUUAACCAACCAAUUCGCGUGUAAAAGGGAGAAAUCUAUUGGAGCUAAUAAAAACAUAUCAACUAAUGUGAACACCAGUAUCACCCAAGAUUCGUUGGAGAAAGACUUGAUUUUUGACAAAAACGACACUAUGCAGAUUGUUAAUGAAACUGAAAGUUCAAUUAAUAAUCAGUCUACACCAAAUCAUACGAGCACAACAUUUGAUGAAAGUCAAAAUCAAUCAGUAACAAAUCGUUCCAUUGAUCAGAUUUUUUCUGCAAAUAUUCCAGACGAACUGCCGCCUGCACUCGACUCGCAAACUCCAACAAAUAUAUCAGAUGAAAACUCCUCUCAAUUGUCAUCGAACGAGGCACCUCCGAUCGAUCCCGACAUAUUCGGACCAUCAAUCGAUACUAAUGUUAUCGAUGAUGCAAGUUCACCAACUGCUUCGAACUAUAACGAGCCGAUACCGCCACUCAUCUCGAGCCCGUGGUUGAAAGGCAUGCUGGUCAAUACGAAAUCUUUGCCUGAGUUGUUCAAGAUAAUUGAAAGAUUAAAUUUCAAUCUAACGUUGAGUAACCGGUAUUUACAAGAACUCAGUCAGCACUACGUGAAAAAACUCGACGAAACCCAGCAAACCACGGAUCUUCUUCUCAAAGCAUCCAAAAGUGCAGAUGAAAAAUUCGAAUAUCUCGAAGAACAGUUAUAUAAACUACAAGAAAAUUACAAUGAUGUCUCUUCUCGUUUGAUUAUAUUGGAGGCUUGGAUUCCUCUGAUAGUUACGGCUAUAGUUGCUCUACUCUUUUGGUGUAUCUUAACAUCUUGGCGUUUAAGCCGUGUACGUCGAAAACUAAAACUACUCACUGAAGAAUUUGUAAAACUUCAAACAGUUGGGAAAACUGAAGACGACGACGACGCCGACGAGGAGGGAGAGGAAGAAGAUGAUCCUCCAGUUGUCUGUAAUGGUACGGCUAAACGAAAACUAUCGAGCGAUUCAAGCGAGUCACUCCCUGGUCGUUCUCAACGUGUGCCGGAUGUGUGUUUGAGUCAAAUUAAAGAAAAUGGUAUUGAAAAGGAAGAACACGGAAGCAAGAGUAAAUCAUCCGAUCCGACACGACAUUUACUACCACUGAGUACAAUUUAA